Molecule: messenger RNA, 1892 nt
Organism: Myzus persicae (green peach aphid)
Lineage: Eukaryota; Metazoa; Arthropoda; Insecta; Hemiptera; Aphididae
Product: heat shock protein 75 kDa, mitochondrial-like
Exons: 13
Coding region: 164-1846 (560 amino acids)
Biological process (GO): protein folding
Cellular component (GO): mitochondrial inner membrane
Molecular function (GO): protein kinase binding; ATP-dependent protein folding chaperone; ATP binding
Source: RefSeq, a predicted model, not a curated record
AUCACGAUUCACAUUUAAUAGACCACAUUAGACUAAAGACCAAGACGUGCAACAUUAAGGUGACUAUUAAGUCACGUUGAGUUCAAAAAUCAAAAAAUUAAGUGUUGAAAAGUACCUACCUGAAAAGUAGUAUCCAAUUAAGUUAUCUUUAACUGAACACAAAAUGUCUUCAAUGACGGCUCUUAAAUUGUUCAGAAAUCAACUCGUCAGAAAUGUUUGGCGUUUUAGGAGCACCGGACAAUCACUGUACAACCUCAGACAGAGUAAUGUACCAUUGUCAUUGAGUGUGCCCAUUAGAAACUUUGCAGCUAAUCCAAAAGUGGACGACAUCGUGAACGAAAAAAACCCAAGUGCAGAAAAACUGGAAUUUCAAGCUGAGACUCGUAUGUUGUUGGAUAUUGUAGCCAAAUCUUUAUAUUCUGAAAAAGAAGUUUUUAUCAGAGAAUUAAUUUCAAAUGCUAGCGAUGCUUUGGAAAAAUUACGUUAUGUUAGUUUAAAAGCAGGCGAAUCUCAUGACCUUGGAAGUUUAGACAUAAACAUAACCACCGACAAGACAAAUCGAAAAUUGAUAAUUCAAGAUACAGGAAUUGGAAUGACUAGGGAAGAGUUAAUUUCAAAUUUGGGUACUAUUGCUAAAUCUGGUUCUAAAGCAUUCUUGCAAAAUAUUCAGCAAAGUGAAGCAACAAAUUUAUCGUCAAUCAUAGGUCAAUUUGGUGUUGGCUUUUACAGCUGUUUUAUGGUGGCUGAUAGAGUAGAAGUUUUCACUAAAUCAAUGAACCCUCAUGCUACAGGAUACCUGUGGAAAUCAGAUGGAACAAAUGAAUAUGAAAUAAUAGAGUCUGAUAAUAUUGAGAGGGGUACUAAAAUUGUCAUGUAUCUUAAACAAGAUUGUCGCGAAUAUGCUUCAGAAGAUACCGUUCGAAGUGUCAUUAACAAAUACAGCAAUUUUGUAAAUUCUCCUAUUAAAUUAAAUGGUUCUGAAAUUAAUACCAUCCAACCAUUAUGGUUACUUAACCCAAAAUCUGUUUCCAAAGAACAACAUGACGAAUUCUACAAAUUUGUAGCUAACUCUUAUGAUAGGCCAAGAUUUGUGUUGCAUUACUCUGCCGAAGCUCCUAUUCAAGUGCGAGCACUGCUAUACUUCCCAGAAUUAGCGCCAGGUCAGACUGAUUUUUAUGAUAGUUCAACUAAAGGUGUAUCACUUUAUACUAGACGCAUUUUGGUUAAAAAAGAAGCUGAAAAUGUAUUACCCAAAUGGCUUCGUUUCGUAAAAGGUGUUAUUGAUUCCGAAGAUAUUCCAUUAAAUUUAAGUAGAGAAAUGUUACAAAAUUCUUCAUUACUAAGAAAAUUGAAUCAAUUAUUGACUAGUAAAAUAGUUAAAUUCUUGCACGAUAAAUCUGUAAAAGAUCUUGAUGAAUACAUGAAGUUUUAUCAGGACUAUGGUGUGUUUAUCAAAGAAGGAGUUGUAACAAAUGAUGACCCCAAAGAACGCGAAGAGCUUGCUGGCCUUUUAAGAUAUGAAUCAUCGUACACUAAACCUGGUGAAACAACAUCAUUUGAAGAUUACAUCAAGAGAAGACAAGAAGGUCAAAAUGAUAUUUACUAUUUAUCUGCUCCUAACCGUGCUUUAGCUGAAAGUUCUCCAUACAUCGAAGCAUUAAAGAAGAAAAACGUUGAAGUUAUAUAUUGUUAUGAACAACAUGAUGAAAUCAUUUUAUAUCAAGUUAAAACAUUCAAGAAUGUCAAACUCACUUUAGUAGAAAAAGAAAUUAAUGCGGCUAAUAAUCAAAGUUCUCAAACAGUUGAAUUAGGUAAUGAUAGUUUGAGUCAGUUACAAUUAGAUUAAUUAUUACCAUGGAUUGAAUCCGUAUUGGGUAAUAAAGUAAAAAAAG